AUGGAGAUUUCAGCUGUUACAGAGCCCUACUACAACAUAGUCACUGAGAAUGACUACAUUCCCGGAAUCUUAUGUGUGAGCAUGGAUGUGCGAGCAUUUGGAAUAUCAGUGCUGACUCCCCUCUACUCCCUGGUGUUCAUCAUUGGCGUGAUAGGCAAUGUCCUGGUGGUUCUGGUGCUCACGCAGCACAAGAGGCUUCGAAGCAUGACCAGCAUUUACCUGUUUAACCUGGCGGUCUCUGACCUGGUCUUCCUCUUCACAUUACCUUUCUGGAUUGACUAUAUCAUAAAAGGAGACUGGAUUUUUGGUGAUGCCAUGUGUAAGUUCCUUUCUGGAUUUUAUUACCUGGGCUUGUAUAGUGACAUGUUUUUUAUCACCCUACUUACAGUUGAUAGGUACCUAGCUGUUGUCCAUGCUGUGUUCGCCCUGCGGGCCCGGACUGUCACUUUUGGCAUCAUCACCAGCAUCAUCACCUGGGUCCUGGCCAUCUUGGCUUCAAUUCCUUGUCUGUAUUUUUUUAAGGCCCAGUUGGAAUUCACUUACCAUACCUGCAGAGCAGUUUUACCCAAGGAGAGCCUGAAACAUUUUUUGAGGUUUCAGGCUCUAACAAUGAACAUCCUUGGGCUAAUUUUGCCUCUGUUGGCCAUGAUCAUCUGCUACACAAGGAUCAUCAAUGUUCUACACAGAAGACCCAAUAAGAAGAAGGCCAAAGCUAUGCGUCUGAUUUUUGUUAUUACACUUCUGUUUUUCCUUCUAUGGACCCCCUACUAUCUGGCUGCAUUUGUUUCUGCUUUUGAAGACUUCCUAUUCACCAGCGGGUGUGAGAGAAGCCAACAACUGGACCUAGCCUUGAUGGUAACAGAGGCAAUUGCCUAUACCCACUGCUGUGUCAACCCAGUCAUUUACGUCUUUGUGGGUGAGCGGUUCCGGAAGUACCUCAGGCAGCUGUUUCAGAGGCAUACAGCUGUACCCCUGGCAAAAUGGCUGCCCUUCCUCUCUGUAGACCGAACACAGAGGGCCAGUGUCAUGUCUCCAUCCACAGGGGAGAAUGAUCUCUCAGCUGGCCUCUAAUUUGGAGCUCUAGAUUCCAACAAAGGCCCAGGAAAGAGUGAAAAGAUAGCAUGCCUCUUUAAGACAGAUACUGAGGAUUCAUAGAUCAGAAGGACCCUGCAGGUAGCUUAGAUACAGCUCUUCAAUGUUUGCAAUGAUCUUCUUCCUGUCAGAAAGGGAAAGUAUGAACAAAUUGGGACAUUCCAGAGACUGGGACAAUAGUUCUGGGGAAGGGCUUAUGACAACAAGAAGUAGGGUUUGUGGUCAUUAGCCCUGGCAAACAAAAGUGAACACCACUCCCAAUGAUUAUGGAACCAGUUGUUCCACCACACCACCGAUGUAGGGCCUAGGCUCUUGGAAACCCUGGAACUCAAGGUCAAAGUAUUUGAGACACUGCUUUGUCAUUUGAGUAGGGAAGUCUUUAAAGAGAAUUUUAUAUUCAUUAAAACCAAAGAUUUCUGGCAAAUAGAUAGGGAAGGAUAUUCACCUGUUUAUAUUCUUCUA
Molecule: messenger RNA, 1554 nt
Organism: Meriones unguiculatus (Mongolian gerbil)
Lineage: Eukaryota; Metazoa; Chordata; Mammalia; Rodentia; Muridae
Product: C-C chemokine receptor 1-like protein 1
Exons: 1
Coding region: 1-1071 (356 amino acids)
Biological process (GO): immune response; G protein-coupled receptor signaling pathway; inflammatory response
Cellular component (GO): cytoplasm; membrane
Molecular function (GO): C-C chemokine receptor activity; chemokine (C-C motif) ligand 7 binding; chemokine (C-C motif) ligand 5 binding
Source: RefSeq, a predicted model, not a curated record